This is a messenger RNA of Gopherus evgoodei (Goodes thornscrub tortoise), 5957 nucleotides long. RefSeq names its product leucine rich repeat containing 10B (gene LRRC10B). Lineage: Eukaryota; Metazoa; Chordata; Testudines; Testudinidae. The record is from RefSeq and is a predicted model, not a curated record. Bases 526 to 1416 code for a protein of 296 amino acids. The transcript has a single exon. Gene Ontology annotation, molecular function: protein binding.
CACCGGGGGCCGCGCUGCGCCAGGGCCGGCGCCACGCGGGGGGGAGGCCGAUCCCGGGUAGGGGCAGGCUGCUAGCCCCGGGAGGGCCAUCCAGGAGGCACCGGUCCGGCCCUGGCAGGGGGAUCCCGGAGCUCUGGUCCUAGUCCCGGGAGGCUGAUCUGGGGGCACCGGCCCCAUAGUCGGGAGGCUGUUGGGGGGCCCUGGUCCCGGCCCUGGCAGGAGGAGGCGAGCGGGCACCAGCCCCAACCCCGGCACAGGGCACCCAAGGGGGGCACGUGGCCCAGUCCCGGGAGGGCGAUCCAGGGGGCACCAGUCCCAGCCCUGGCCGGAGGGGUGCAAGGGGGCACCAGUCCCAGCUCCGGGAGUCUGGUCGGUCCCAACCCUGACGGGGGGAUCCGUGGGGGGGAACACUGCUCUUAGUCCCAGGAGACCAAUCCAGGGGGCACCAGGUUAGUUGGUGGUCAUGUUCCCUGUGGGCUGCCCCGCUGGAGGCGGUGGCUCUCGUUCUCCCAGCAGCCCUUGGCCAUGAGAAUGGGCAGCGCAGGGUCCUCAGGCAGGGAGGAACGGCUGCCAUCGGGUGCGGAGGAGCAGUUGAGUGGUGGGGAUCAGACACUGGAGCUGACCGGGCGGCACCUGAAGCGGCUGCCAGGCCCAGUGUGUGCCCUGGGCAGCCUGCAGAAGCUCUACAUCAGUGGCACGGGGUUGCGGGAGCUGCCCGAGGAGAUCGAGGGACUGCGGGAGUUGCGCAUCCUGGCACUGGACUUCAACAAGCUGGAGGAGGUGCCUGAGGCACUAUGCCGCCUACCCCGUCUCACCCGCCUCUACCUGGGCAGCAACCGCCUCUUUGGCCUCCCUGCAGAAUUUGCCCAGCUCCAGACUCUGCGCUGCUUGUGGAUUGAGAACAACUACCUGUACCAUUUCCCUCGGGUCUUGCUCCAGAUGCCUGCACUGCAGUCCUUGCAGAUGGGUGACAAUCGACUCCGAGCGCUGCCGGGCAGCCUGCCACGUAUGACUGGCCUCCGGGGACUCUGGCUGUAUGGGAAUCGCUUUGAGGAGUUCCCACAGCCCCUGCUCCGCAUGUCACAGCUCCAUAUCCUUGACCUAGACCGCAACAAGAUCAUCGAUUUCCCAGACCUGGUCCACCUGAAAGGGUUACGGCUCUUUUCCUAUGACCAUAAUCCAGUUAAAGCACCACCCUGUGUGGCUGACACUGUCACCCUUGUAGGUGAUGGGGCCCAGGAGCUGAUGGAGGCCAGGGAGGAACGUCUCCAGAGCCUGCGGGAGCAGGAUGAGCAGGAUGAGCAGGAGGAGAAUGGCUCAGAAGCCAUGCAGGGCACCCUGAGGAACGACUCCUCUCUGCUAGAGGAUGCUGAAGGCAGUUUCUCUGCCCUGGAAUGCUCCCCAGAAGAAACAUGAGAAUGGGCACUACAACAACAUGGUUGCUGCUCAGAAAAUCUGGUGGACACUGGUGGGCUGGCAGAUCCGCUUCUGCGCUGCAAGGGGUGAGAGUUUGCAUGGACCAUCUCUGGCCUUGAGUAGCCACAGUCUCCCAACUAGGGUCAUGGGUAACUACCAGUCCAGGGAGUCAUUAUCUUCUUGCAUGAGACAGGAAAACCAUGAAUCAAAAGGGUGCUGUUUCCUUGCUGGGACCACAGACAGCAAAGAGGAGCAUCAUCUAUCUGCAGGAGUUCUGGGCAAUCACUGCACCCCUGAGGCAUCCUGCAUAGCCACAGGACGUGGGGGUUGGCAGGGUUGAAACCACAAUGCUGUUGUGUUGGAUAAUCCCAUUGGACCAGCUCUGUGGGAGGAUGGUCCCUGUAUGAGAUGGGCAUUGAUAAGAGCUGGCCUUCUCAGAACAGCCAGCCUGUGGUGGAAGCCUGGAAUUGAAAGGACUUUAAUGUGACAAUCUGUGGCUGUUUGGUUAGGUAUCUGUGAGUGAUCCCUGCUCCUAGCCAUCCAGUCCAUUGCCACGGGACUCAGAUGCAAGACAGGAAAAAGCCAUGCUGUUUGGUCUGGUGGGUUUUUUUAAUUCCCUUGGACUCCACACCCUGGAGUGCUACAGGGUUCAAGUAUGAACAGAAAAACUUCUCACAUCCUAGAGAUUCCUGUUCUGCUACUGGAAUUAGACUCAGAGAGAAACGUCUCCCAAGCUGCUCCUUCCAGCUGUCAGCUUUGAAAAGAAGCUGACAGGAAAGCCUUGUUUGUGCGCAGCGCUCCCUCUCUGGCCUGGAAAGGGUUUUUGCCUCCGCUCUUUGUAUGGUGGGAAAAGGAGCCCUGUGCGCUGCUUUGCAGGCUGCCUGGACUUUCCAUUCCCUUAAAUGGGCACAGAAGCAAAAGCUGGUAUGAACUGGGCCACCAGGACUGUGUGCGUCUGGGGCAUUGGGGUGGCAGCAGCAGGACUCUCUCUGCUUUCCUCCUGGUGGUGGCAGGCUCGUUCUCCCAGUCCCCCUGGGGGCUAGAUUUGUACCAAAUCUAAGCAAUAAAAAGUAGAAAACUGAGAAAAUCUGGUAGUGAGAGAAAGAGGCUCCCAGGCUGAUUCUCAGGGAGGCUGCUUUGGGAGGCUGCUGUCAGGAUGGUUUAUUUGGAAAGAGUAUGUAAACAGAAUCAUAUGGCCUGGGGAAAGGGAACUGGGUUCUCAAGCAUCUGUGUUAUUUUUAACAUUUUGGGGAAUCCUGUAUCCUCUCUCUAUCCGUCUCUGAACUGUACUGUCUUCUCUGCACUCUUUCUCGCUCUACUCCAUCCCUCCCCCUGCUGCUAUCAUCUGUGACUCCCUCUGCAGUGCUGCUCCUCCCUCACUUGGAGCUAGGUCCAUUCUCUUUCCCUCCUUUCCAUAUCUCUCUUUGAGCUCCCCUCCACAGCUCUCUCUCCAUCUCUUCCCCUCCACACUUCCCUGGGCUGUGUUCACUCUCAGCCCAGCUUCAAUCUCAAUAACAUUAUUGGCACGGCAAAGUAUACCAGUGUUGCCAAAGUUAAUACACUUUGUCAAAUCUCUGUGCCUUGGUCAGGGUUUUAGAGGAGUAACUGGGUUUUAUACCAUGUGGCCACUAUGAUCUAUUGUGAAUUUGCUGGCUAGGGGCCAGGUAGCAUUAAGACAUUUCCACUGUCUUUUUCCUUUCGCUCAAAGUUAUGUCAUUUUUCUUCUUUGCUUUGCCGCAAAGAGUCUUGCUAUUUCUGAUCACUUGGAAAAGUCUCUUCCUCUUCUUUUGGAUCUCAUGCAGCACAAUAAAAAGUGCCUGACAGUUUCAGUCUCUCCUGUCACUGUGGGGUACAAAAUUGCCCAUCCCUGGGUUUCUAGUGGAAAGUGUCCUGGCUUCCAUUUUUGCUUUGGGAUCACUGCUUCAAUACUUGGUGAGAGCACAGCUCUGUUUUACACAUUGUCCUGUAGACAGGGGGUCUGCUAGUGUUAAAGGAGCUAGAGCAAUCUAGCUGCUUGUGUUGAUGAUGUUCUCUAAUCCCAGUAGCCAACAUACUUUUCUUUUUUGGGGGCUUCAUGCAGUGUCUGGAAGAAGGUGGGAAGAUGCUGCCUGUGUAAAAGUGGAGGGUGAUUUUAGCAGUGGUUAUGAUGUCCCUUCCAGUGCAACCUGUGUGCCAAUUGCUGUACUCCACACUCCCCACCCAUAAAGGUCUAGCAGUAGCUUUAUCUGUGGGUUGAAGGUAGCCAGAGGAUUUUAAAGAUCUGUAGCACAUCCUGUAGCCAGUUGGGCCCUUCCUGCUGCAUGACUGUGAGGCCAAGGUGUGGCUCAUUCAGGUGGGUUCUGCUGGUGUCUGCAGAGUAACAUUUUAAUUUGCUUUGGGGCUUUAAGCCUGUGAUUUUUUGGUCUUUUCUAGGCUGAACUGACGGGGCCUGUGUGCUGCUGUAGCAGGUGUCUCUGUAGCAGGUUCAGGUGCCUUGGAUGGGGAUUAAUCUGCCCAGUACUGAUAACAGGAACAGUAUGACUCGUGUCUCUCAGAACUGCUCUGUUCUCUCUGUGUCAUUUUUGCUCCGGGGGCUGAAUUGGUCUGUGUGACUAGGGGAGGCCCAAACUGCAUGGUCUCGGUCCCGGAGCUGGCCCACCUGCACCUGAAAACUACGUCCUCCCUCUCUGUUCUGUCUGAGCCAUGGGGUCUCUCGUUCUGAGCCGUGCUCCCUCUGUCUCUCUUUCAGUGGUGUCCUCGCUCGCUCACUCCCACCUAUUUGAAAAGCCCUUGUGGCACCUGAGGAUGUGCCAUCCCAGCCGCAUACCCGUGGUCAUGAGUAGAGAGGCUGGAAGGACAGGACAGGCUUGGGCAGACAUGGGCGGUGAGAGAGGCUGACUCAAGCUGCUGUUUUAAAAAUGGAUUCUAAUUGUGCUAUCGAAAUGAUGGCGGGUGGAGGGGAAGACAAUGACUCCUGACAGUUACAGCCCUUAGUGCUUCCCUGGCCCUUGUAUUUCAAAGGACUGUACUGAUCUGAGCUUCAGAGUUCUCCUGCCUCUUCCCCCCCUUCCCCACUGUGAGUUAGGGGUGUAUUGCAUGUUAUCCCUGUAGCACUCCGCAGUGAUCUCCCUUCUAAGCCCACUACUGCUGCCUGCCCUAGCUAGCUCUGUGCACUGGGGCAUGCCUGCCUGAGGCUUAGCACACACAUGGGUCUAUUAAGCUGAGUACACUGAGGCUAAACUCCUGCCUGGGAAGGGCCUUUUAUUGCUGAUUGUCCAGACUCCGAUGAAAUUGGUGGUGGGGAUUCCUGUACCUCUCAGAGGUGUUUUGUUUACCGAGAUCAGCAAUGUUGCUUGACUGGAGUUGUUAAUUCAUUCCCCUCUUCCUCCUGUUUCCAGUCAUUUCUCUGCUCUCUUUCUCUUAAUCAGCUUCAAGUGGUUUUAUUAGACUUCUUAAGGGAACAAUUUCAAAUGAUUUCCUUUGCCGUUUCUUAUAGCAACAUCCGGACUCAGCAAGAGGCUGCCAGGUUGGGGGAGGGGAUUGAGACACGAGUUACCUUCCUCCCCCUCUGCCAGAUGGGGACACUGGACUGGCGGCAGCUGCUGAGUCAGCCCAGGAAUCUUGUGUAUGUGUAUCAAGAAUGCAGGUACCCAUAGGAACAUUGCUUGUGCUAAGGGCUGACUCGCCCUGAUUAUCUUAAUCCUCAGCCUUACUGAGCAUGAAGUCUAAAUCCUACUGCCCAUUUGUGAUGGUGAAGUGAAUUUCUGCUCUUCUGCUCCAGCCAGGAGGAGGGAAGGUCUUCAGUCUUCCAAAGACUGGAUCAGAGCAGUGAGUCUAUCUCAUCUGGUAUUUCACCUCCUUGAGGCAUCAGAGCAGAUCAGUGAUCAGCUGGGCCAAUCUCUCCUCCUUGUUAUAGUAUAAUAGAUCUGUGGUCUGUCUAGUCUGGUAUCCUGCCCCUGGCAGUAGCCAGUAUGCUCCUCCGCAUGUUAAAUCUAAUUGUGCAAUAUCAUAGCAAGGCGGUAGGGGGUGAUAAUGUUUCCCGAUCCCAGAUGGUGAUCAGCUUUCACUGAAGCAUAAGAACCUGUGGAUCUCACUGAGCUCUUUUCCCCCAUCACAUCAUGCAGCAGUGAGUUUCACAAGUUACUUGUUGGAACAGCUAAAGACUGUUUUUGUGGAACAGUCCAAAGACUUUAGACCAAAGGUUUAAAUUUUUUAUUCUAAAAACAGUCAGAGUUGCAAGACGUUUUAACUAGAGAUGGUCAAAAAAUGUUCAAAUGAGACAGUUUUCUCAAAACUUUCUGCAGGAGCACAGGGAUUUUGACAAUGUUGUUAAGAAAUAAAAAAUAGAAUUGAAGUGUUUCGUCAAAGUAGAAUGUUUUGACCUUAUUGAAAUGGAACAUUUUGAUUUUUCAUUUUGAAAUGACUUUAUUUGGAAAUUUAUUUUGUAUUAUAUCAUUAACAUAUACACGUUUUCAAAAGUCAAAAUCUGAACGAAAUGUUUUGUUUGACCUGCAACUAAAUUUUUUUGAAAAUUUUAUUUCACUGGAAAUUUCACAUUGUUU